Messenger RNA from Paramacrobiotus metropolitanus, 491 nucleotides. Its product is annotated as histone-lysine N-methyltransferase SETMAR-like. The transcript has a single exon. The record is from RefSeq and is a predicted model, not a curated record. Gene Ontology annotation, molecular function: nucleic acid binding. Lineage: Eukaryota; Metazoa; Tardigrada; Eutardigrada; Parachela; Macrobiotidae. Bases 30 to 491 code for a protein of 153 amino acids.
UACGCCGUGAUCGCUACACUGAGAAGACCAUGUUCUCUGUUUUCUUCAAUGCCAGAGGCGUAAUAAGCGUGACGCGUGUACCCGAAGGAAGGACAGUGACGGCCCAAUUCUACGUUCGAAAAUGUUUGCGCAAGACCCUGGCUAAGCUGCGUAAAGAUGUCGGAAAGAAGAAAAUGCGCCACCAGCUCCUGCAUCACGAUAAUGCGAGGCCUCACACCGCAUCACUGACUAAAAUUUUUUUGAAAUCACGGAAGGUUAAACUCUUUCCGCACCCCCCCUACAGUCCUGACCUCAGUCCGUGCGAUUUUUAUCUGUUCUGGAAAAUGAAGGAUUUGCUCAGAGGAAAGCACUAUAAAAGUGCAACGGAAGCUGAAGCUGCCGUGAGAGGCGCUCUGCGAAGACUUUCAAUUAACGGUUUUUCUGCUGUUUUCGAUGAUUGGUUAAGCCGGUGUGAAAAGUGUAUUAAAUAUAAGGGUGAUUACUUUGAAUAA